AUGGGGACAUUAGGGUUUGAAAGGCGUGGAAGAAGAUUAGGUCGGAUCCUGCUUGUGGUUUCAGUGCUGAUCGCAGCAGCAUGGAACGCGGGGAUUCAGGUGCACGCGGCGCGCAGCGGCAAUCUCAAGGACGAAAUUUUCGCGGUGUUCGACGCCAAGGACGAGGGCCAGCUUUCAGACGAUGAUUUGCUGCUGCAGUCGUGGGACGACCUGAAGCGCCCCAGCAAGUUCUAUAACGGGUACAACGAGGUGGACCACUACGUCAAGCAAGGCAACUUGGCGGAGUACCUGGGGUUGAAGGCAGUGCGUGCCAUCCACGUGCCCAUCCCCGUCAACCUCAUCUUCAUCGGCUUCAAUGCCUCCACCGACCACGGUGGGUGGCAAUCGGGGUGGGUGGCAAUCGGGGUGGGUGGCAAUCGGGGUGGGUGGCAAUCGGGGUGGCUGGCAAUCGGGGUGGGUGGCAAUCGGGGUGGGUGGCAAUCGGGGUGGGUGGCAAUCGGGGUGGCUGGCAAUCGGGGUGGCUGGCAAUCGGGGUGGGUGGCAAUCGGGGUGGGUGGCAAUCGGGGUGGGUGGCAAUCGGGGUGGGUGGCAAUCGGGGUGGGUGGCAAUCGGGGUGGGUGGCAAUCGGGGUGGGUGGCAAUCGGGGUGGCUGGCAAUCGGGGUGGCUGGCAAUCGGGGUGGUGGCAAUCGGGGUGGCUGGCAAUCGGGGUGGCUGGCAAUCGGGGUGGCUGGCAAUCGGGGUGGCUGGCAAUCGGGGUGGCUGGCAAUCGGGGUGGUGGCAAUCGGGGUGGGUGGCAAUCGGGGUGGUGGCAAUCGGGGUGGCUGGCAAUCGGGGUGGGUGGCAAUCGGGGUGGGUGGCAAUCGGGGUGGGUGGCAAUCGGGGUGGGUGGCAAUCGGGGUGGGUGGCAAUCGGGGUGGUGGCAAUCGGGGUGGGUGGCAAUCGGGGUGGCUGGCAAUCGGGGUGGCUGGCAAUCGGGGUGGUGGCAAUCGGGGUGGGUGGCAAUCGGGGUGGGUGGCAAUCGGGGUGGUGGCAAUCGGGGUGGCUGGCAAUCGGGGUGGCUGGCAAUCGGGGUGGGUGGCAAUCGGGGUGGGUGGCAAUCGGGGUGGUGGCAAUCGGGGUGGCUGGCAAUCGGGGUGGCUGGCAAUCGGGGUGGGUGGCAAUCGGGGUGGGUGGCAAUCGGGGUGGGUGGCAAUCGGGGUGGCUGGCAAUCGGGGUGGCUGGCAAUCGGGGUGGGCUGGCAAUCGGGGUGGGUGGCAAUCGGGGUGGGUGGCAAUCGGGGUGGCUGGCAAUCGGGGUGGGCUGGCAAUCGGGGUGGGUGGCAAUCGGGGGGGUGGCAAUCGGGGUGGCUGGCAAUCGGGGUGGCUGGCAAUCGGGGUGGCUGGCAAUCGGGGUGGCUGGCAAUCGGGGUGGCUGGCAAUCGGGGUGGCUGGCAAUCGGGGUGGGUGGCAAUCGGGGUGGCUGGCAAUCGGGGUGGCUGGCAAUCGGGGUGGCUGGCAAUCGGGGUGGCUGGCAAUCGGGGUGGCUGGCAAUCGGGGUGGCUGGCAAUCGGGGUGGAUGGCAAUCGGGGUGGCUGGCAAUCGGGGUGGGUGGCAAUCGGGGUGGGUGGCAAUCGGGGUGGGUGGCAAUCGGGGUGGGUGGCAAUCGGGGUGGUGGCAAUCGGGGUGGCUGGCAAUCGGGGUGGCUGGCAAUCGGGGUGGGUGGCAAUCGGGGUGGGUGGCAAUCGGGGUGGGUGGCAAUCGGGGUGGGUGGCAAUCGGGGUGGGUGGCAAUCGGGGUGGGUGGCAAUCGGGGUGGGUGGCAAUCGGGGUGGGUGGCAAUCGGGGUGGGUGGCAAUCGGGGUGGGUGGCAAUCGGGGUGGGUGGCAAUCGGGGUGGGUGGCAAUCGGGGUGGGUGGCAAUCGGGGUGGGUGGCAAUCGGGGUGGGUGGCAAUCGGGGUGGGUGGCAAUCGGGGUGGGUGGCAAUCGGGGUGGGUGGCAAUCGGGGUGGCUGGCAAUCGGGGUGGGUGGCAAUCGGGGUGGGUGGCAAUCGGGGUGGGUGGCAAUCGGGGUGGGUGGCAAUCGGGGUGGCUGGCAAUCGGGGUGGGUGGCAAUCGGGGUGGGUGGCAAUCGGGGUGGGUGGCAAUCGGGGUGGGUGGCAAUCGGGGUGGGUGGCAAUCGGGGUGGGUGGCAAUCGGGGUGGGUGGCAAUCGGGGUGGCUGGCAAUCGGGGUGGCUGGCAAUCGGGGUGGGUGGCAAUCGGGGUGGGUGGCAAUCGGGGUGGGUGGCAAUCGGGGUGGGUGGCAAUAGGGGUGGCUGGCAAUCGGGGUGGCUGGCAAUCGGGGUGGCUGGCAAUCGGGGUGGGUGGCAAUCGGGGUGGGUGGCAAUCGGGGUGGGUGGCAAUAGGGGUGGGUGGCAAUCGGGGUGGCUGGCAAUCGGGGUGGCUGGCAAUCGGGGUGGGUGGCAAUCGGGGUGGCUGGCAAUCGGGGUGGCUGGCAAUCGGGGUGGCUGGCAAUCGGGGUGGGUGGCAAUCGGGGUGGGUGGCAAUCGGGGUGGCUGGCAAUCGGGGUGGCUGGCAAUCGGGGUGGCUGGCAAUCGGGGUGGGUGGCAAUCGGGGUGGGUGGCAAUCGGGGUGGCUGGCAAUCGGGGUGGGUGGCAAUCGGGGUGGCUGGCAAUCGGGGUGGCUGGCAAUCGGGGUGGCUGGCAAUCGGGGUGGCUGGCAAUCGGGGUGGGUGGCAAUCGGGGUGGGUGGCAAUCGGGGUGGGUGGCAAUCGGGGUGGGUGGCAAUCGGGGUGGGUGGCAAUCGGGGUGGCUGGCAAUCGGGGUGGGUGGCAAUCGGGGUGGCUGGCAAUCGGGGUGGCUGGCAAUCGGGGUGGGUGGCAAUCGGGGUGGCUGGCAAUCCGGGUGGCUGGCAAUCGGGGUGGCUGGCAAUCGGGGUGGGUGGCAAUCGGGGUGGGUGGCAAUCGGGGUGGGUGGCAAUCGGGGUGGGUGGCAAUCGGGGUGGCUGGCAAUCGGGGUGGCUGGCAAUCGGGGUGGGUGGCAAUCGGGGUGGGUGGCAAUCGGGGUGGGUGGCAAUCGGGGUGGGUGGCAAUCGGGGUGGGUGGCAAUCGGGGUGGGUGGCAAUCGGGGUGGCUGGCAAUCGGGGUGGGUGGCAAUCGGGGUGGGUGGCAAUCGGGGUGGCUGGAAAUCGGGGUGGCUGGCAAUCGGGGUGGGUGGCAAUCGGGGUGGGUGGCAAUAGGGGUGGGUGGCAAUCGGGGUGGGUGGCAAUCGGGGUGGGUGGCAAUCGGGGUGGGUGGCAAUCGGGGUGGGUGGCAAUCGGGGUGGGUGGCAAUCGGGGUGGGUGGCAAUCGGGGUGGGUGGCAAUCGGGGUGGGUGGCAAUCGGGGUGGGUGGCAAUCGGGGUGGGUGGCAAUCGGGGUGGGUGGCAAUCGGGGUGGCUGGCAAUCGGGGUGGCUGGCAAUCGGGGUGGCUGGCAAUCGGGGUGGGUGGCAAUCGGGGUGGGUGGCAAUCGGGGUGGGUGGCAAUCGGGGUGGGUGGCAAUCGGGGUGGGUGGCAAUCGGGGUGGGUGGCAAUCGGGGUGGCUGGCAAUCGGGGUGGGUGGCAAUCGGGGUGGGUGGCAAUCGGGGUGGGUGGCAAUCGGGGUGGGUGGCAAUCGGGGUGGGUGGCAAUCGGGGUGGGUGGCAAUCGGGGUGGGUGGCAAUCGGGGUGGGUGGCAAUCGGGGUGGGUGGCAAUCGGGGUGGGUGGCAAUCGGGGUGGGUGGCAAUCGGGGUGGGUGGCAAUCGGGGUGGGUGGCAAUCGGGGUGGGUGGCAAUCGGGGUGGGUGGCAAUCGGGGUGGGUGGCAAUCGGGGUGGGUGGCAAUCGGGGUGGCUGGCAAUCGGGGUGGCUGGCAAUCGGGGUGGGUGGCAAUCGGGGUGGGUGGCAAUCGGGGUGGGUGGCAAUCGGGGUGGCUGGCAAUCGGGGUGGCUGGCAAUCGGGGUGGGUGGCAAUAGGGGUGGGUGGCAAUCGGGGUGGGUGGCAAUCGGGGUGGGUGGCAAUCGGGGUGGGUGGCAAUCGGGGUGGGUGGCAAUCGGGGUGGGUGGCAAUCGGGGUGGGUGGCAAUCGGGGUGGGUGGCAAUCGGGGUGGGUGGCAAUCGGGGUGGGUGGCAAUCGGGGUGGGUGGCAAUCGGGGUGGGUGGCAAUCGGGGUGGGUGGCAAUCGGGGUGGGUGGCAAUCGGGGUGGGUGGCAAUCGGGGUGGGUGGCAAUCGGGGUGGGUGGCAAUCGGGGUGGGUGGCAAUCGGGGUGGGUGGCAAUCGGGGUGGGUGGCAAUCGGGGUGGGUGGCAAUCGGGGUGGGUGGCAAUCGGGGUGGCUGGCAAUCGGGGUGGCUGGCAAUCGGGGUGGCUGGCAAUCGGGGUGGCUGGCAAUCGGGGUGGGUGGCAAUAGGGGUGGGUGGCAAUCGGGGUGGGUGGCAAUCGGGGUGGGUGGCAAUCGGGGUGGGUGGCAAUCGGGGUGGGUGGCAAUCGGGGUGGGUGGCAAUCGGGGUGGGUGGCAAUCGGGGUGGGUGGCAAUCGGGGUGGGUGGCAAUCGGGGUGGGUGGCAAUCGGGGUGGGUGGCAAUCGGGGUGGGUGGCAAUCGGGGUGGGUGGCAAUCGGGGUGGCUGGCAAUCGGGGUGGGUGGCAAUCGGGGGGUGGGUGGCAAUCGGGGUGGGUGGCAAUCGGGGUGGGUGGCAAUCGGGGUGGGUGGCAAUCGGGGUGGGUGGCAAUCGGGGUGGGUGGCAAUCGGGGUGGGUGGCAAUCGGGGUGGGUGGCAAUCGGGGUGGGUGGCAAUCGGGGUGGGUGGCAAUCGGGGUGGGUGGCAAUCGGGGUGGGUGGCAAUCGGGGUGGCUGGCAAUCGGGGUGGGUGGCAAUCGGGGUGGGUGGCAAUCGGGGUGGGUGGCAAUCGGGGUGGGUGGCAAUCGGGGUGGCUGGCAAUCGGGGUGGCUGGCAAUCGGGGUGGCUGGCAAUCGGGGUGGCUGGCAAUCGGGGUGGCUGGCAAUCGGGGUGGGUGGCAAUCGGGGUGGGUGGCAAUCGGGGUGGGUGGCAAUCGGGGUGGGUGGCAAUCGGGGUGGGUGGCAAUCGGGGUGGGUGGCAAUCGGGGUGGGUGGCAAUCGGGGUGGGUGGCAAUCGGGGUGGGUGGCAAUCGGGGUGGGUGGCAAUCGGGGUGGGUGGCAAUCGGGGUGGGUGGCAAUCGGGGUGGGUGGCAAUCGGGGUGGGUGGCAAUCGGGGUGGGUGGCAAUCGGGGUGGGUGGCAAUCGGGGUGGGUGGCAAUCGGGGUGGGUGGCAAUCGGGGUGGGUGGCAAUCGGGGUGGGUGGCAAUCGGGGUGGGUGGCAAUCGGGGUGGGUGGCAAUCGGGGUGGCUGGCAAUCGGGGUGGGUGGCAAUCGGGGUGGCUGGCAAUCGGGGUGGGUGGCAAUCGGGGUGGGUGGCAAUCGGGGUGGCUGGCAAUCGGGGUGGGUGGCAAUCGGGGUGGGUGGCAAUCGGGGUGGGUGGCAAUCGGGGUGGCUGGCAAUCGGGGUGGGUGGCAAUCGGGGUGGGUGGCAAUCGGGGUGGGUGGCAAUCGGGGUGGGUGGCAAUCGGGGUGGCUGGCAAUCGGGGUGGCUGGCAAUCGGGGUGGCUGGCAAUCGGGGUGGGUGGCAAUCGGGGUGGGUGGCAAUCGGGGUGGGUGGCAAUCGGGGUGGGUGGCAAUCGGGGUGGGUGGCAAUCGGGGUGGGUGGCAAUCGGGGUGGGUGGCAAUCGGGGUGGGUGGCAAUCGGGGUGGGUGGCAAUCGGGGUGGGUGGCAAUCGGGGUGGGUGGCAAUCGGGGUGGGUGGCAAUCGGGGUGGCUGGCAAUCGGGGUGGGUGGCAAUCGGGGUGGCUGGCAAUCGGGGUGGGUGGCAAUCGGGGUGGGUGGCAAUCGGGGUGGCUGGCAAUCGGGGUGGGUGGCAAUCGGGGUGGGUGGCAAUCGGGGUGGGUGGCAAUCGGGGUGGCUGGCAAUCGGGGUGGGUGGCAAUCGGGGUGGGUGGCAAUCGGGGUGGGUGGCAAUCGGGGUGGGUGGCAAUCGGGGUGGCUGGCAAUCGGGGUGGCUGGCAAUCGGGGUGGCUGGCAAUCGGGGUGGGUGGCAAUCGGGGUGGGUGGCAAUCGGGGUGGGUGGCAAUCGGGGUGGGUGGCAAUCGGGGUGGGUGGCAAUCGGGGUGGGUGGCAAUCGGGGUGGGUGGCAAUCGGGGUGGCUGGCAAUCGGGGUGGCUGGCAAUCGGGGUGGCUGGCAAUCGGGGUGGCUGGCAAUCGGGGUGGGUGGCAAUCGGGGUGGGUGGCAAUCGGGGUGGGUGGCAAUAGGGCGGGCGCGACGGGGCAGCAGCAGCAGCAGCAGCAGCAGUGGUACCAGGUGGACAUGGGCGGCAUGGCGCAUGUGGUGGACAGCCUAGUGGACUCGCUGCAGCUCGAUGCCUCGGCAUACAAUGUGAUUGUGCUCAACCUCAAUCGCGCGCGCGCUCGCAAGCGAUACGGGUACAGGCUGGGCCUGUCCAACGCUGAGUUCAACAUGCUCAAGACGGACGACCGCCUGAGGCAGCACCUGCUGUCGCCAGGGCUGGAGAAGGUGCCGCAGGUGCUGGACGAGCAGCACGUGCCACAGCCGCUCUUCUCCUCGCGUCCAGGUCACAAGCUCGCGUGGCGCCACAUUGAGCCGCACGAAAUUCUGCCAUGGGCGGCGCGGGUGACAGCACUGCUGGGGUCGGUGGAGCGGGUGGUGAGCGAGCGGGGGGACCCACGUGCCAACGCGGCCCGCAAGGCGCAGCAGCUGCUCACCUCGGGGGACCCCCGCCGCGCCCGCGCCCUGCGCACCGCCCUGCAGGAGGCCGGCCAGCCGGGCGGCGAGGAUGCCAGCUGGCAGGAGCAGUGCCUCACUGACACGUGGAUUGGCACCCGCAGGUGGGCGCUGAUCGAUCUCUCUGCCGGCCCAUUCUCCUGGGGCCCGCUCUCCCCCGCCCCUCACCGCCCCCCUGCUGCUACCGCCAUCCCCACUGCACCUCUCAACACUGCUGCUGCGGCUGGUGGUGCUGCUGCUGGUGUCAGUAGUGCCGGCGAGGCGUGGGAGGGCGAGUUGAGGGGGCGGUUGGAGCGGCUGGCAGAGGAGAGGUUGGAGGCAGUGGAGGAUGGCGAGGGCGAGGGCGGGGACGGGCAGCACGGCGUGGACGUGCUGCUGGCUGAGCUCGACGUCUACCAGGCGUUUGCCGGGCGCCACUGCAACCACAAUGCUGUCUUGAGUGCUCUCUGCCGAGAGCUGCAGGUGAAGCUGGAGGAGGUGAAGGACGAUUUAGCCAAGCACCAGGGCGGCAGCGCCACGGCCGGCAGUGUGUUCACGGGGCGCAGCGUGCGGGCAGCACUGGAGCGCCUGCACAGCUGGAAGAUCCAAAGCGUGCCGCCCGACAGGCACGCGGGCAAGGGGGAGGCGGGGGAGAGCAGCCCUGCGGUGACGCGCGCGUGGGACAUGCUCAUGGCUGAGCUGGCAGCCACGCUGGCAUCCGCCAUGCGCCACGUCAUCACGCCAUCCACGUCAGCUGGCGCGUACCACUUCUACGAGCGCGUGUCGUUCCACCUCUACGUCAUCUCCCACCAGGCAUACUACGAGAGGCGCCACACGCCGCAGUACGUGGAGGACUUUAAGGCGGAGGUGCAGAAGCUGUGCCUGCCGGGCCAGCGCUUCCACUUCUCCACCUACCGGCUGUCAGUGGCGGAGGACGCAGCCCUGGCAACGGCCUUCUCUGCCUCGCUGCGCGCCGCCGUGCUGCCCUCCGCCUCUGCGGCUGCCAAUGCCAACGCGUCAGCAGGGGGCCGUGUGCAGCUGUACCUGGACUCGCACGUGCUGCAGCACCAGCUGCGCUCGCUGGGGGACGAUAGCAUACAGCGAUUGAAGCGCACGCGGGGGGAGCGCGCGCAGCUGGACGUGCCGGUGUUCUUCUUCGCCAUUGCGUCAGACCCCAUCCUCAUCGACCAAUCGCUGCUCGCCAAGUCACUGCCCGACAUGGUGCUGUCCGUGCAGCUGCCGCAACGCCACUGGCCCACCGGCGUCGCCUGCAAUGGCAAGGAGAUGCACGCUGACCUGCGCGACCCCCUGGCAGCAGUGCUAGCGGCCACAAUGGAGCACCUGGCGGGGCUUCUGCCCGCUCACAUCUCCUUCUCCGCCGCCCACUCCUCUGUCGUUCAGGACUGGCGGUGGGCGGCAGGGGGCCAUCCCUUGGCGGCCAUAGGCGGGGGUCUGCUGGGCGGUGGAGGGGCGAGCAGUGCACACGUAUCGGAGCUGCAGCGGGACGCCAUGGCACGGUCGUUCGUGGUGACGGCGCUGGACGAGGCUGUGGCCACUGUCAACCGCGCCAUUGCUCACCUCGCUGCUGAGACCACCCGUGAGCACUGCCCUCCUCCACCGCUGCCAUGUGUGUGGCCUGUCUGCUGCACCUCGUUAGCCCUCAUCUUUUCUACUAUCAUAUGGCUAUGGUGUUACAGCGUGCUCUACACCCUCUCCCCCCUCCCCUCUUCCAUCCAAUCAGACGAGGACACGUAUGCAGUGUUCAAGCGGAGGGAGAGGCAGCUAGCGGGGCAGUACAAUGCGGUGGUGGAGGGGUGGCGGCGAGUGGCAGCAGCAGUGGAGGCCAUGGACUAUGGGGGCGCGCUGCAGCUGCUGCCAGGCAUUGAGAGCGCCGCUGCAAGGUGCGGUGCUGGGGUGAUGGGGCCGUGA
Molecule: messenger RNA, 8700 nt
Organism: Closterium sp. Yama58-4
Lineage: Eukaryota; Viridiplantae; Streptophyta; Zygnematophyceae; Desmidiales; Closteriaceae
Source: the annotation of a GenBank genome assembly